UUGAGAUUUACCCCUUUCUGCAAGCAAGCUCGUCUUCUUCAAAGUCACCAAAAACCUCUCGAAAACCCUAACGCUUUCAUCCAGCAGCACAGUUCAUCAAUGGCGCCCCCAAGUCCAACUUCUGAACAUUCAUCAAAAGCUCUAACAGCUCGUCCUAACAACUCAACCCACAACCAGUUUUUCGUUUGGAGGGAGUUCGUAUGGGGUGGAAUUGCCGGAGCUUUUGGGGAAGGAAUGAUGCACCCGAUUGAUACCAUUAAAACUCGCAUUCAAAGCCAAGCCAUUCUCAGUGGGUCUCAGAACCAGAAAAGUGCAUUACAGAUGAUCCAAACUGUUUGGGCUAAAGAUAGUUUAGCUGGAUUUUAUAGAGGAGUAGCACCAGGAAUCACGGGAUCUCUUGCUACUGGAGCUACAUAUUUUGGGGUCAUAGAGUCCACAAAAAAGUGGAUUGAACAUUCCCAUCCAAGUCUUAGUGGCCACUGGGCACAUUUCAUUGCUGGAGCUAUAGGUGAUACAUUAGGUUCAUUUGUAUAUGUCCCAUGUGAAGUGAUAAAACAACGCAUGCAGGUCCAAGGCACUAGGAAGUAUUGGACUUCUGUUGUAUCAAAAGAAGGCUCCCACAUGACACAGGGCAUGAACACAUAUGGUUACUAUUCAGGAAUGUUUCAAGCUGGCUGCUCUAUUUGGAAGGAGCAGGGGCCAAAGGGUUUAUAUACAGGAUACUGGUCUACACUUGCUAGGGAUGUGCCAUUUGCUGGUUUAAUGGUUACUUUCUAUGAGGCCUUCAAAAAUAUGACAGAAUAUGGAAGACAGAAAUGGUUUCCCAACUCAAAUUUGCAAUUAAAUAGCUCUCUUGAAGGGCUCUUGUUGGGAGGACUGGCUGGGGGUUUGAGUGCAUAUCUCACCACACCCUUGGAUGUUAUUAAAACAAGAUUACAAGUGCAGGGGAAAAUAGUAAGGUAUAGUGGCUGGUCAGACGCAGUUCAUAAGAUAUGGGCAACUGAAGGUUUAAGAGGGAUGUUCAGAGGCAGUAUUCCCAGAAUCACAUGGUACAUCCCAGCAUCUGCUCUCACCUUCAUGGCCGUAGAGUUUCUGAGAGAACAGUUCAACGAAAGACUGGACAACAAUAAACUCCCAGAAAUCACAAGUGUAUCAAUAGACAAAAAAGAUUCAACAUUUCAAGAGGUAUCAUAGAACAUCGCAUUCUACACUGAUGAUUUCACCACCAUAUGUUACUUCCCCUGAGAUUCUCGUUAAUUCGACGUUGAGACUGCCAUGUUAUGCUGAGGAAUGCCCCAAGAUUGUAUGGUUUUGAUGUAAAUAUUACAAAUAAUCUUGCGUACUCCCCAAUGUUUGAACAUGGAAUAUAUUGUUUGUUUGUUUGUUUA
This is a messenger RNA of Ipomoea triloba (trilobed morning glory), 1388 nucleotides long. Its product is annotated as mitochondrial substrate carrier family protein E. NCBI's taxonomy places the organism in Eukaryota, Viridiplantae, Streptophyta, Magnoliopsida, Solanales, Convolvulaceae. The record is from RefSeq and is a predicted model, not a curated record. The transcript has 9 exons. Gene Ontology annotation, biological process: transmembrane transport. Bases 100 to 1194 code for a protein of 364 amino acids.